GGCAGAGGAGCCCUUCAGAUGGCAGCGCUGGCAUAAAAACUUGCCAGAAUUCAGUUUUUGUUUUUUUUAUCCUUUACUUGUUUAACUAACUAGUCGUUGUAUGUCUAGUAGUGGUGCUUGUGGAGGAGCUAGCCUGGCUGUAUCAGCAGCGAACCAGGAAACAGGCUAGUUAGUGCUGUUAGCCUAACAGCUAAAGUUGCAGUUGGGCAGCUGGUUUCUUCGAGUUAGCCUCGAUGAGGAAACCCAACCCAGCUUUCAAUGCUGUAAACAAGACUGACCAGCUUGUCUGGAGUUAGCUAGUUGGCCGCUUGUCAAAGAAAAAUUACAGCAGAAUGACAGAGGAUGCCAUCCUGUUGAAUGUGCCUGUCAUUCGGCAGCUGUACCACUGGGAUUGUGGAUUAGCCUGCUCCAGGAUGGUCCUGAAGUACCUCCACCCAGUCUGUGACGAGGAGUUUCAGAGAGCAUGCUGGGAGCUGAAGCUGACAGAGAGUGUGUGGACUAUUGACCUGGCCUACCUCAUGUGCCAUCUAGGAAUCAGACACUGCUUUUGCACGCAGACUCUGGGCGUUGAUAAGGGUUUUAGGAAUCAGUCCUUUUAUAAGAAGCAUUUUGAUACAGAAGAAGACAGAGUGAAUGAGCUCUUCCUCAAAGCAGAAAGCAAAGGUGUGGUGGUGAGGAAAUGUUCCGUAACUGUUCAGGAAAUCCAGGCUCAUCUGGAGCAGGGCCACGUUGCCAUAGUGCUGGUCAACGCUGUCGUCUUGACGUGUGAACUGUGCUCCUCACCUGUCAAAUACUGCUGCUUCCUGCCCGUGGGUCAGAAGUGUUUCUGUAGGAAGCCAGAGUACCAAGGUCACUUUGUGGUCGUGUGUGGCUUCAACAGGACCACAGGCUGUAUUUUCUACAACAACCCUGCGUAUUCUGAUAGGGUGUGCUGCACCAGCGUCAGUAACUUUGAGGAGGCUCGGCGGAGCUAUGGGACAGAUGAGGAUAUCCUGUUCAUCUUUAAGGAGAGUUGAUGGACAGUGAUGAUGGAUUUGGAUUUCACUCUUCCUCAGCUCAUCAUUGUAUUGAUAUCAUGUUGCUGCAGGUCUCCAGUCCUGGACUGUCAGCAGAUCCCCUGGACUAUCCUCCCCUGGUGCUAAUAAGCCCGACUGCUCACAGGAAAAAGAUCUCUAACACUUGCUGCAGAAUCACCGCUCUCUUAUUCCCUCUUACACCGUCAGUACUACUUGACCUGUGAUAGAUUAACAGCGAAUAAUUCAAAAUCUAUUUAUUAUUUUUAUUUCCCUUUUUGACAUGAGCAGAUAGUUCAAAGGAAUUUUAUUGUCUUUGUUGAAUUUUAAUGACUGCAGUUGCUCAUAGAUAGAAUCUACUGAAAUGUCAGACUUUGAGCAGAGGAUUUCAGACUUGUGAAACUACAGUGGAUGAAAUGUGGGAAUCAAAACCUAGAAUUACCAGGAAAUAGUGUUCAUAUAAUUCAGGGCUGAUGAUGACAACAAUUUGUAUAGAAAAUUUAAUUGUUCUGUUCAGUGUUGAAGUCUGACAGGAUUCAUCUGUAGUCACCGCCCUCACCUCCACUUGCCCUUGUAGGAUUCCUCCUAACUCACCCCCUACUCACUUUUUAUUCAGAUGAUUCAAUCAACAGGGAAAACAGGAGUUGUAGUGGUUGUGCUUUGAGAGUCUCAGGUAAUUAAUGCCCUCAAGUGUGACAUGCGUAACAAAUGAAAAAACUAGUUCAAUGCAAUACUCCCAUAGUCUGUCUAUGGGUCUCAAUCUGCCUGCAGAAGAACAUGGAUAGUGGAUGGACACAUUGAAACAUGAACUCACCGGUUUCGUUCACUUCACAGGGAAAACAAAUGUCUCAACAGCUUGUGUCCAUGGCAACAUACUGGUGAGGUGAAUGCAUUGUUUGCUUGUUUUGAUUAUGUGGAAGGACAAAGGUGUAAUUUUCUCUGUGGAAAGCAGUGAACACUAGCUAAUUUACACAUUGUCACUCAGUUUUAUUUCUAUUUUUGGUAUUAUGUAUACAUUUUUGCACUACACUUUUCAUAUCAGAUAUAAUUAUGUGUUAUUUAAAUUGAACAUUUUAUCAUGAAAUUGCUUUUCUGAAUCCAUAAAAAGUGUUAAUUCCUGGUUGUGCUUUUUGGUAAGACUAAACUGCACAUUCAAAACCACAAACUUUAUUUUUUAUUAAACAUAGAUCUGCAUUUAUUAUAUGUUACAAUUAAAGGAUUUGAACACAU
Messenger RNA from Seriola aureovittata, 2243 nucleotides. It is a transcript of the gene gucd1, whose product is annotated as guanylyl cyclase domain containing 1. The record is from RefSeq and is a predicted model, not a curated record. The transcript has 6 exons. Bases 333 to 1016 code for a protein of 227 amino acids. NCBI's taxonomy places the organism in Eukaryota, Metazoa, Chordata, Actinopteri, Carangiformes, Carangidae.